AUGGACGGCGCCCCCCUCAGCGAGCUGUCCUGGUCGUCCUCCCUGGCCGUGGUGGCUGUGUCUUUCUCUGGGAUCCUCACCGUCAUCGUCCUCAUGUUGGCCUGCCUGUGCUGUAAGAAGGGCGGCAUCGGGUUCAAGGAGUUUGAGAACGCUGAGGGGGAUGAGUACGUGGCCGGCUUCUCUGCGCGCGGCUCCCCGGCGGCCACGGCGCGAGGCGGCCCCGACGUGUACAUUCUACCACUGGCCGAGGUCUCGCUGCCCGCCGCCAAGCAGCCGGGCCGUUCAGUGCAGCUCCUCAACCCCACAGACCUGGGCCGGCACAGCCUCCUGUACCUGAAGGAGAUUGGUCACGGCUGGUUCGGGAAGGUGUUCCUGGGGGAGGUGAACUCGGGCAGCGGCAGCAGCCAGGUGGUGGUGAAGGAGCUCAAGGCCAGCGCCAGCGUGCAGGAGCAGAUGCAGUUCCUGGAGGAGGUGCAGCCCUACAGGGCCUUGCAGCACAGUAACCUGCUCCCGUGCCUGGCGCAGUGCGUGGAGGUGACGCCCUACCUGCUGGUGAUGGAAUUCUGCCCACUGGGGGACCUCAAGGGUUACCUGCGGAGCUGCCGGGUGGUGGAGUCCAUGGCGCCUGACCCGCUGACCCUGCAGCGCAUGGCCUGCGAGGUGGCCUGCGGGGUCUCGCACUUACACCAGCACAAGUACGUGCACAGCGACCUGGCCCUGAGGAGCUGCCUGCUCUCGGCAGACCUGACAGUGAAGAUCGGCGACUACGGCCUGUCACACUGCAAGUACAGAGAGGACUACUUCGUGACUGCCGACCAGCUGUGGGUGCCGCUGCGCUGGAUCGCGCCGGAGCUGGUGGACGAGGUACACAGCAACCUGCUGGUGGUGGACCAGACCAAGGCCAGCAAUGUGUGGUCCCUGGGGGUGACCAUCUGGGAACUCUUUGAGCUGGGUGUGCAGCCUUAUCCGCACCACUCGGACCGCCAGGUACUGGCCUACGCCAUCAGGGAGCAGCAGCUCAAGCUGCCCAAGCCCCAGCUGCAGCUGCCCCUGUCUGACCGCUGGUACGAGGUGAUGCAGUUCUGCUGGCUGCAGCCGGAGCAGCGGCCCACGGCCGAAGAGGUGCACCUGCUACUGUCCUACCUGUGCGCCAAGGGCGCCACUGAGGCCGAGGAGGAGUUCGAGAGGCGCUGGCGCUCGCUGCGGCCCGGCGUGGGUGGCGAGGGCGGUGGCGCGGGCCCCGGGGCGGGGUUGGCGGGCCUGGCGCUGGGCGGCGCCGCCGAGUUGGUCGCCGCCUCGUCCUUCCCGCUGCUGGAGCAGUUUUCGGGCGACGGUUUCCACGCGGAGGGCGACGAUGUGCUGACGGUGACCGAGACGAGCCGCGGCCUCAACUUCGAGUACAAGUGGGAGGCGGGCCGCGGCGCCGAAGCCUUUGCGCCGCCGGGGGGCGCGCCGAGCCCGGGCCGCUCUGCGCGCCUGCAGGAGCUGUGCGCCCCCCACGGCGCCCCGCCCGGCGUGGUGCCCGUGCUCAGCGCGUACAGCCCCUCGGUAGGCCGCGAGUACUUCAUUCGUCUGGAGGAGCCUGCCGCUGGCCACGACCCCGACUGCGCCGGCUGUGUCCGCAGCCCGCACGCCGCGCGCCCCGACGACGAUGACGACUACGACUCGGAUGGCAGCGCCGCUGCCUCUCUGGCCAUGGAGCCGCUGCUGGGCCCCCCGCCCCCCGCCGGCGGCCUUUGGGGCCACUGCGACUACUACUCGCGCAGGAGCCGCGCACGGGUCCCGGCCGGCCCCUCGCGCUCGCCCUCGCCCCGGGCCCUGAUGCUGGCGGAGCCAAGCGCCGAGGACGCGGGCUGGGGCGCGGCCGCCUUCUGCCCGGGCUUCUUCGAGGACCCGCUGUGCGCGUCACCCUCGGGGAGCUUCGGGGCCAGGCCAUCGCCAGGAGGAGAGGAGCCAGGGGAGGCCGAGGCGCGCAGGGCGGCCCAGCACAGACACUGGAGCUCCAACAUGUCGGCCAACAACAACAGCGGCAGGGGUCGCCGCGCUCCGGAAUCAUGGAGCCCGGGCUGCGCAGACGGCUGCCCUGACGCAGAGCAGAGCCCCCUGGCUGAGCCUGAGCCAGGCCACCUCCUGGCCCAGGAGGACCCAGGAGAGCCUCUCCUUGGGCCGCAGAUAGCCUCCCCUGACCAGGAGCCAGACCACUGCCUCAGUCUCCCCCGUCUUCGCCCUGCUCAGGGCCUGGCCCCUGGUGCCAUCGUGUCCCCGUGGGCAGAGGCAGCUGUGAAUGGGAAUGAGGACCCUGGGGCAGAGCCCAAGCUUGCCGAGCAGGCGGGGGGCUCCCGCAGACCCCAGCCGCCUCUUCCCUCUGUGUCCUCCCCCUCCCAGGAGGGAGCCCCACUUCCCGCAGAGGAGGCCCCGGCCACUCUGCCUGCCUCGCCCACACCUGCUGCUGGCAGCCGGGCCACCGCCUCUGAGCUGGCAGGGACCGCCGACAGCCGCAGCAGCUCCCCCGAGCCUGAGGUGCCCGGCAGUGAGGACGAGGACACAACAGAGGCCACUUCAGGCAUCUUCACAGACUUGUCCAGUGAUGGGCCCCCCACGGAGAAGCUGGACGGGGCGCCAGCCUUCCGCUCCCUGCAGAAGCAGGUGGAGACCCCGGACUCCCUGGACUCCCUGGACAUCCCAUCCUCGGCCAGUGAUGGCGGCUGCGAGGUCUUCAGCCCGUCAGCCACUGGCACUCCUGGCGGGCAGCCCCGCGCCCUGGACAGCGGCUACGACACAGAGAACUAUGAGUCCCCCGAGUUCGUGCUCAAGGAUGCACACGAGCCCCGGGAGGCUGAGACCUUUGGGGAGCUGGCAUCGGAGGGCGAGAGCCCGGUGCCGGAGACGCGGCUCUCUGCCUCUCUGGGCGGCGGCCUCAGCGAGAAGAACCCCUACCGUGACUCAGCCUACUUCUCAGACCUGGACACCGAGCCCGAGCCCUCCACGGGCACCAAAGAGAAGCUCAGCUGUGUCGUCCCUGCCCCCGCGCCGGAGCUGGGACUGAAGAGCCCGCAGAGCCCCAAGCAGUCUGCACAGAGCUGCCUGGGGCCUGGGCUGCCCGGGGAGGCGCAGGACGCUGGCCCUAGGGAGGCAUCCCCGCCGCCGUUGCCGGAGGAAGAGUCAUCCCCAGAGCCCAGCGCCUGCCCCGGGCUGCAAGGACCAGCCGAGGCGCUGCCCGCAACCAACCCCGGCCGCUCUAAGUUUUUCCUGCUGAUCCCAGUCCCACCAGGCUCAGAGAAUGACCGUCCCGAGCCCCAGGAGGCCCCACAGGAGCAGACAGGGGCCAGCGGCGGGGAGCGGGCGGCGGGUGUGGGCGCCCCUAGAGCCCCGCUCUGCCUGGCCCUACCGGGCCUAGCCCCCAAGGGCAGGCCAGAGGAGGACGAGGAGGACAGCGAGGACAGCGACGAGUCGGACGAGGAGCUUCGAUGCUACAGCAUCCAGGAGCCCAGCGAGGAGAGCGAGGAGGAGGCGCCGUCCGUGCCGGUGGUGGUGGCCGAGAGCCAGAGCGCGCGCAACCUGCGCAGCCUUCUCAAGAUGCCCAAUUUGCUCUCCGAGGCUUUCUGCGAGGACUUGGAGCGCAAGAAGAAGGCAGUGUCCUUCUUCGACGACGUCACGGUCUACCUCUUCGACCAGGAGAGCCCCACUCGCGAGCUCGGGGAGCCUUUCCCAGGCGCAAAGGAGGCGCCCCCCACGUUCCUGGCGGGCAGCCCCUGCUCCCCCAGCCCCCCGGGCAGGCUGCGGCGGAACGACGACCACGCCCCCGGCUGCACCGCGGCGGAAGAGGGCGGCGGGUUCGAGUGGGAUGACGACUUCCCCCUGAUGCCGGCCGAGGCAGCCUUGGCGACAGCGCUGGGCGCGGGGGCGGCGGAGCCCACCCGGUCGGCGCCGCCCAAGUCGGCCGCGCCCAGCCCCUUCUCCCGCUUCACCGUGUCGCCCGCGCCGGGGUCCCGCUUCUCCAUCACGCAAGUCUCCGACUCAGAUGUGGAGGCCGUGGGAGGUCCUGCCCGAGGCGCUGGGGGCAGCUGUACAGAGGCUUGAGGCCAGGUGGCACUGACCUCUUGGAGGUUGGUGUUGCUGCAGCCACUGCUGCUUGCCGCAGGCUGAGUCCAGGACGGUGACCAGGAAUGACAGCAGCAGCUUUUGGCCCCCCCGGGCCUCAGAGGCGCAGGGCAGGACAGAGCCCCAGCUAGGACUGUGACCAAGGCUUGGGGCCUGCCCCCAGGCUGCUUGGGGCAGGCUUGACCCAGACACUUGGGUUUGCUGCUAGGUUCCCCCAUAGCCCCCCAGCCUGCAGUCCCCGGGGCCACGGGCGU
Messenger RNA from Trichechus manatus latirostris (Florida manatee), 4355 nucleotides. It is a transcript of the gene LMTK1, whose product is annotated as apoptosis associated tyrosine kinase. Gene Ontology annotation, biological process: peptidyl-tyrosine autophosphorylation; brain development. Gene Ontology annotation, molecular function: ATP binding; protein tyrosine kinase activity. Lineage: Eukaryota; Metazoa; Chordata; Mammalia; Sirenia; Trichechidae. The record is from RefSeq and is a predicted model, not a curated record. Bases 1 to 4080 code for a protein of 1359 amino acids. The transcript has 14 exons.